This is a messenger RNA of Orbicella faveolata, 4490 nucleotides long. Its product is annotated as EGF-like repeat and discoidin I-like domain-containing protein 3. NCBI's taxonomy places the organism in Eukaryota, Metazoa, Cnidaria, Anthozoa, Scleractinia, Merulinidae. The record is from RefSeq and is a predicted model, not a curated record. Gene Ontology annotation, molecular function: calcium ion binding.
GCUAGUGGUGUACUGAACAGAUCUAGACGAUCGCGAAUUUCGCUGAUAAAAUAUAAAUUCAUUUUUGACCAGGGGUCGUCCUUGGGGUCGCCGUCAUCGUUGCUUAAGUUCCCUAUUGAUGCUGACAAAGCACGUUUACUAAACACAAGUCAAGCAUUUAGCAGUGAACAGCACAGUGAAGAUAUGACGUCAGAAUUUGUCGCCAUGGAAGUGCUAAACGCGGCAAAAAUGUGCCCUGGUUUUGAAUUUAACUUCGAUUUGAUCUCCGUAUCGAUUCUAAAUUUGGAACAAAUGCCUGCAAAUCACGUGCUAACCGUCAAUCAAUGUCAAAGACCAAAAAUGCGCUGUCCAGAUAAAUGCUCCACAUUUUGACAUAACCUUAAUCGAUUUGACUUUCUUGUGAGAGAUCUUAAGUAAACACCUUUGGAAUAAAGGCACUUUCAUAAGCUUAGCGUCAUGAAAUUUAACACGAACGCGGCCUCAGUUUUAUAGGUGACCAAUUUUCUUUUUUCUUUUUUGGGAAAGGGAAUAAAAAGUAGAAAUUGCCAGCAUUAUCUAUUAAAUGGCCUGAGUAUUCGUCAAAAUCUUAGCUGUCAGCUAAGAAAUGAUACGUUUUUGAGCGAUAGCUGAAGAAUCACUAAAACGUUAACUGAUAAUUGGAUUCCAGCGAGCCAUCCAAACCCUCUACAUAAUAGAACAUUACAUGGCCGUUUACCACCUAGAAACACAAAUUUCAUCUUCAUCAGGCUCACUCCUAGGAGAUGCUAUCCGCGCGAAUAUGUAUUUUUUUUAACCUCCAGCUGACAUGUAAUAUUCUCUGUUUGUCUAAACCAAACUUGUUUAAUUUGGGUGAAAAUGAUUGUCCAAUGAAACUCCUAUUUAUAUCUAACAUUUUACCCCAGUCCUCGUUUAGAAAAUGAAGGCAAAGAGGACCUCUGAAAUAAAUUACAAAAUUGAAUUCAAAUGUAAUUUUCUGAUUGACGUGUGGAUCAAUUCGCUAUUUCGGAGUCUUUCGGCCUUUUGAGUUACCCUUAAAAAACAGUGGUGCAUAAUAUUUAUUCACUGCGAAGAACAUGUUUCGCAUUGACACGAUAUUUCUGUUCAACAGGAAUGUUUAAUUUUCUAUUUAUAGUUAUUCUGUUCCGUUUUCCGUGUAGUACAGGCAAAAAUCAACGUUUGAUCCAAGGUGGUCAUGGUUCAAAGCGAUCUAGUUUUCAACACGGAGUGUCGUACGCAAAUUUUUUAGUUCACAAGUUUCAGCAUCUUCAAGGACCCCUCUUAUUCUCUUCUUGUGUAGUAAAUCGGGUUACAGAGUGCGCUUUCGCCUGUGUUGAUAAUCCGCCCUGUGUUUCGUUCAACGUUGCUUCGUCGCCAAACGAAAGUGGAAAGCUUCGCUGCGAGCUGCUAAGGGAAGACAAGUUUAGAAGUCCUGACAAACUGAUCGUUUCGCAACAGUUUCACCAUUACAGCAUAAAGACACCUUGUUCAAAGAAUCCCUGCAAAAAUGGCGGCAGCUGCAUUCCAAAUUACGAAGAUCACUAUCACUGUGUUUGCCCACCGGGCUACACAGGUUUUCAUUGCAAGAGAGAGUGUCUGGCUCCUUUGGGAAUGGAAAACUUUAAAAUAACACCGACACAGAUAACAGCGUCGUCUCAGUAUAACAGAAGUCAUGCCCCAAACCACGGAAGACUACACUACAAGGGUAAUACCGGUGCAUGGGCAGCGACAGUGAAUGAUAUGAAUCAGUGGAUUCAAAUCGAUUUUGGAAUUGAGACAAAUGUCACUUAUGUGGCAACUCAAGGAAGAUAUAAUAGCGAGCAAUGGGUUAUCAGGUACAAGUUACAGUACAGCAACAGCAACGAUGGAAAUUCAUUUCAGGUUUUAAAACAGCGAGGAGACAACACAGACAAGUUGAGAAUAUUUCCUUUACAAUACGAAAACAAAUCAAUAAACUGUUACGGGUGAUCAGCUUAUUUCAGACAAAACAGAUAUACUAACAGCGUCUUGAAACAUAACAAAACAUAUAUCUUGGUUGAAUAAUAAGCAGCCAUCGCUAGCACUCUUCACACUAGAAUUUCUCACACCUGGAAUUGCCAAAAGUAAACUAACAAUAUAUGUAAACACACAAUUAACUCAUUUUACAAUACACUGCUUAAAACACUUUCACAACUACAUUACACUACCAACAAUUCCAUCCAUUGCGCCACUUGGAACGUCCCGACAAUAUAUCAUUUACAUACCUGGAACAUAAUUAAUGAUCUAUGAAUUGCUAUGUUGCAAUUUUCCUGUUCGACUAAAUUCAUCGUAUCUAUUUUAUCUCUAUUGUCUCUUGCGACAUCCACGUGUGAAGAAUAGAGCCAAUCAGAAAGCUGGAAAGCCAUUGCAUAUUGGGCAGUAUCCGAAGCACAUGGUUAUGUAAGUUAAAAAGAUUUGUUAGGUUCGAAAGGGUUUGACAAUCUUCGCAAAUCAAGAACGUUCCCAGAGGACAGAAUCUCAACAACAACCAAGCAUUUUAUUUUGCCAAAUUUUAAUACAAAAAGACAACAGCAUAAAAACAAAUCGCUUUUGCCCGAUUCUCUAAAGUCGAAAUAUGAGCCGACAACUUCUCCUGAGUCGAAAGCAUUACAUAAGUAAUAUGUAUAUAUACGUUUGUUUAUUCGUGUUUCUGCAGGUGUUUGUUGGAAACAAUGAUUCUGACACCGUGACAAAACAUCACUUAGCUCCACCAAUCAAAGCACGAUACAUCAGACUGACACCCACAGCAUGGAACGGCCACAUCUCCAUGAGGAUGGAGCGCUACGGUUGUCUUGGUAACUAUUCCUUAAAUCCAACCCAUAAACUCAACAAUGACUAAUUUUUACGUAGUUUAAGGCCACAGUUAGGUUUUAACGUCCUUAGCAUUUUAAAGCAGAAUUGGUGCUUCUGACGGGUCACGUGACAUGUCGUAUGACGUUUAGCGUAAAAUAGCCUUUAUUUGAGGAAUUGCCGGUUUUCAUGUGACGUCAUCAUUUUCCAAACUUAGAAAUAACCAAUCCUUUUGAAGUUUUAGUUUCGUCAUAUAGAAGACCUACCAAGAACCUGACGUUUUACAACGUGUAAGCUCGACGGGGUUCUUUAUUUUGUUACAGAGGGCGUUUUUGCGUUGCGUGACAUUAAAAUGGCGGCCCAAGAGGGCUUCCGCGUAUGUCAAAAGAGGAGUUAUCGUUCACGUUUCUGCUAACUGAACAGUCCUUGUACUAGAAGAAUUAUUGCUUUCAAUGUGUGGGAACUCCAGACGGAGUUACAAGUUUUCGUUUCAAUGGUGAAACUUAAUGACAGAUGUUUCUGUUACUUUACGGCCGCUAUGUUGGUGCUUCUCGGAAGGACAUCAACAUGGCGACUCCAAACAAAGCUCUAUAAAUUUGAGUGAAACACUUUUCCGAAUAAGGUGCGAAUAAAAAGCCACACACACCUAAAUCUUGGCGAGGUUGUUUAUAUAUCAAUCACCUAUCUUAUCCCAGAUUCUUGACAAAAUUUCUCGAAUGAUUCCGAUUUAUAUUUUUGAUUGCGUGACAGUGGAAAGCGGCAAUUGGUGGCGGCUUUUAGUAAUAUCAUUCAGCAAAAACGCGUUUUAGAUGCAGGUCAAUUAUUUCUAUCCUCUCGCGUUUGGAAUGACCGUCCCUCUUUAAGUAGAAAAACCUUAUAGGGUCAAAGGUAAUUUUUUUUAAACAAAAUUUGACGUGAAGGCAAGGCAGGACGCCGGCUUUUAUAAUCAGAGAAAACUUCAGCAUGGUGAAACAAAUGUAACAAGAGAUAUAGCUGCAUAACCAUAGUUCAACUUUACAUUCCUGACCCAGGCCUUAAACUGCUUGAAUCAUUUGAACUUUCACCCCGGGAGAAAGAGCUUUAGGAGCCUCGAAAGAGAUUAUGACUGCAGUGCGUGCGAGACGUGGGAGACUAGUCACGAGGGAGCAAAACAAAACCAACCUAUGUAACGUCUAUGAAAAUGUUGAAAAAAAACUAGUAAAUCGGAAAGUUUUUUCAAAAUUUUGCUCAUGACCCUUCGCGAUAUUUUUCUUAUUUGAACGCAUCUCACUAUAAACAGUCUUUACGCACAGAUCAACGAAGUUCUCGUGACGAUUUCCCAAAGCCUAUCCGUAAUUAAAACCACAAAUUUUUAAUAUCUUUUUCAUUUUACACUUAAUGUUAACUGCAAGAAUUCCUUUUUAGCCUCCUCAGUACGUAAAGGGUGACUUUGCUGCAUCUUUAAUCCCUAUUUUGUGAACUGCAGAUCUAGAUAAUUCUGUGAACACCUGUCGAGUGCAGUUGCAUGGCUACAAAGAUUUUCUAGUGUUAUAGUGCGGGGCAGGGAUAGCGCAGUGGUGAGAGCGCUCGCCUCUCACCAACGCCGGCAGCCCGGGUUCGAUGCCGAUGUGGUGCUACGUUUGAGUUGAGAAUAUCGUUGGUUCUCGCCUUGCUCCGAGGGAUUUUCCGCGGCCUUCGGUUUUCCU